AUGAACUGCUCCUGCUUAAACCUAUCUAUGGAAACGGAACAUAGUAACUCGCAGAAUAUGGCGACUAAUGAAAAUAAUAUUACCUUUAGCAACAAACGUGACUCCAAGAAUAUUACGGUUCGCAAGAAAACAACGGAAAAAGAAGCGGUCGAAUCCUCGAAGCUAGACUAUGCGGCCGAAAUACGUAAUCUGCGGCAAGAAGUUUCGAUGCUAAGAGAUCACUUAGAAACGGCUAUAUCCUUAAUACAUAGUUGUGAAGUAAAGAUAGAUGCCUACUCUGAUCGUAUAUUUUCAAUUUUCGAAAAAGUAAAACCGGAUAACUGUCCUGUACAUCCUAAAAUUAUUACAAAAGAAAAUGUGCAACUGGUCUCUAAAAAAUCGAAAUUAAAAAAUGCGAAUAAAAAUAAAAAUAACAAGAAAACUACACCUAUUCCCUCUUUACAAUCACUAGAAAAGGAGAAGGAAAAAAGUAGUAAAAACUCGGUUUCGCCGAAUUAUAAGCCGGAUGAACUGCAACCUGUGCAAAGGAAGAAACAUCCUACUACUGUGUGCGGCGCGGCUAGUCCCAGUGUCACCACGCUGAAAGCUGUUCAGCCCCGUCGGUUUCUUCACCUUUGGAAUAUGGAGUCCAGCGUGGAAGAAGUUAGGGGCUACCUUCAACAACUAUGUCCAGGAAGUGUAUGUGUGGUCGAAGAACUGAAAGCACGCGGUAACUACAAAUCCUAUAAGAUUGAAGUGCCGGCAAUUUGCUUUGAUACUUGUUUGUCCGCCGAAGUGUGGCCAAUAAACGCUAAAAUAAAAAUCUGGAAGGCACGUACUACGAAACCUGUUGGAAUGUCUCAAACGCGACUCAAUCCGCCCUUUCGUGACACAACGACGCCCCUUACAUCAAGUCAAGAGUAA
Molecule: messenger RNA, 903 nt
Organism: Leptosia nina
Lineage: Eukaryota; Metazoa; Arthropoda; Insecta; Lepidoptera; Pieridae
Source: the annotation of a GenBank genome assembly